This is a messenger RNA of Emiliania huxleyi CCMP1516, 554 nucleotides long. RefSeq lists its product as hypothetical. Gene Ontology annotation, biological process: intra-Golgi vesicle-mediated transport. Lineage: Eukaryota; Haptophyta; Isochrysidales; Noelaerhabdaceae. Gene Ontology annotation, cellular component: COG complex. The annotation marks the transcript as partial. The transcript has a single exon. The record is from RefSeq and is a predicted model, not a curated record.
AUGAUUGUGGGGCCCGACCUCCCCUCCGAGCCUUCUUUGGCCGCGGCUCCAGCUUCUUGCAGCCCAUCGGUCACACAGCGGUUGUCGCAGGCGCCUGCUGCUCCGGCCGAGAGCCUCCUCUCCCAGGUCCGCUCCGCGCUGAGCCUCGACGACCAGGUUUGCACCGACCUGCUCGAUGGCACCGAGGACCUCGAGUCUCUCCAGGGGCUGAGCCUCGACGCCGUCCGCCGGCGGCCGGCGCAGCUUCGUGCGAUGCAGGUCGGGCUCGAGGCGCAGCUGCUGGGCCUCGCGAGCGGCCCGGGCACGUCUGGCUUCGUCGAAGCGGCCGAGUGCGCCGCCGAGGUGCGCGAGCGGACGGCCGCGAUGCUCGACGCCGCCGUCGCCCUCGGUGCGGCUCUGCCCGCCGUCGGCCGGGCGAGCAGCGCGCUGUUCCGCGACGCGCGCGAGGGCUCCGGCGCGCGCGCCAAGCUGGGCGUCCUCUCCGACUGCCACGACGACCUGGUCGAGCUCCUCGAGCAGCCGCAGCUCGCCGCGUCUGCCGUGCGGAAUGGCCU